CGCCAUUGUAAUUUCCUUUACUGCAUGGAAACAGCUCGACAGAGGGAUAUAACUCUGUCAGAGCAGACUGUAUGAGUGAUAAAUUUUUUUCAGUAUAUUUUUGAGCCGGCAAAAUUACGUCCAUAAAGGAAGACAUAGAUUCGGGGUCUCCGGAACAGGUUGGUUACUCAGCUGUGAUCUACAUAGACUGUCCUGAGGGGGGCAGUAGCUCCAAACGUAAGUUCAAUUUCAACGCAGAGCCGCCGUGGGACCCCAGCUAACAUUAAGUGACAGCAGGUGUUUCGUCUGGUCAGAUUGUUUGUAUACACUUAUUGGAUUUCUUCCCUUGGACUUGAGAUUUGUGCAAUAUGUAUCAAUCUAUUAUAAAUGGAUGCUCUUUUGAAAUUAUUCCUCCUAGUGAUAUUUGUGACAAGUUUAAUAAAUGUUCUAAAAUAGAGAAGGAGAUCGCUAACCAAGAUGUUGAGGUUAGAGAGGAUGCCUUCUUUAUUGGUGAUCUGGGUGAUAUUAUUCAUAAAUAUGAAACAUGGUGUGAGCUGCUCCCCCGGGUCGAACCUUUCUACGCUGUAAAAUGUAACACAGAUGAUCCUGUAUUACGACUACUAGCUGAAUUAGGAACAUCAUUUGAUUGUGCUAGUAAGAGCGAAAUAGAACAGGUUUUAAGCCUGGGUGUUUCCCCAUCACGCAUUAUAUACGCUAAUCCCUGUAAGCAGAAGUCAUAUAUUCGCCAUGCUGCAAAGCAAAAAGUUAAAAUGAUGACCUUUGAUAAUGAACCAGAGUUGGACAAAAUCAAACUGAUUUAUCCUGAUGCUGAGUUAGUUCUAAGAAUUUUGCCACCAUCAAACUUUAAGGUUCAGUGUGACCUUGGAAUUAAAUUUGGCUGUCAUCCUGAUAAAGCGAUUGAUCUCUAUCAGAAAGCCAAAGAUCUAGGCUUAAAUGUUAUUGGAGUUAGCUUUCAUGUUGGAAGUGGUGCUGAAGAGGCAGAAGCUUUUUAUGCUGCAGUGAAAGAAGCGUAUGGAGUCUUCCAACUGGGUGUUGAAUUUGGUUUUGAUAUGACAAUGUUGGAUGUUGGCGGUGGCUUCCCAGGACAGAAAGAUGCACCUAUAAGUUUUGAAGAGGUUGCAGUUGUCUUAAAUGAUGCCCUAGAUGAAUACUUUCCAGCAGAGAUGGGGAUCCGAAUCAUUGCUGAACCUGGUCGCUAUUUUGUAGCCUCAGCAUUCACUCUGACAGCCAACAUCAUAGCUAAACGCAUGAUAAGUCGAGAUAAAAUCGUAGGAGAUGGAAGUUCUGACCAGUGUGUUAGUGGUAAUGAUGAACCAGCGUAUAUGUAUUAUCUAAAUGAUGGUGUAUAUGGUUCCUUCAAUUGCUUACUGUAUGAUCAUGCUAAAGUUAAGCCAUCAUUACUUCAGGAUAAUGUGUGUGAUGUGAAGUUUACAUCUAGUGUAUGGGGACCAACAUGUGAUGGUAUGGAUUGUAUUCUAGAGGACUGUGUGUUACCAGAGAUGCACGUGGGUGAAUGGAUCUAUUUUGAAGAUAUGGGAGCAUACACCAUGUGUGCCUCCUCUUGUUUCAAUGGAAUGCCUAAGCCCAAAUGUGUUUACUAUUGUGCUGAAGAUGUCUGGUAUAAUUUGUUUCCUGUUGAAGAAGAUUGUGUUUUGGAAAGAAAAGCCAUCUCUCUCCGACCAAUUAAAGACCAUGUCCCAGAGAAUAUUCCCGCUAUUGGCACUAAUCUAUUCAUAGAAGCCCUGAUUGUUGAAGCUUAAAAUAGAGCAUCCUACUAUAGCAGAUAGUUUUAUGUAUAACGCUUUUGUUUUUAUUUUAUCAGAAUGAAGUUUCUUGCAGUAAAUUAUUUUUAUCUUAUCACUGGUAAUAUUUGAAAUCAACUAACAAUCAAAAUUCUAAGACCCAAUACCCAUUUGUAACAUCAGUGAGUGAACGUAAUGUAUGUGGUAUAUAUUAUAUUUAUAUUUGAACAUUUGUUUACCAUGGAAACACUUAAAACCAGAAAUUUCUGUACAUUAUGUAAUUUAACAUUUUUCACAUACUACUACUUGUCUGAGAAAUAACAUUUUUUUUACUAAUCACUGUCGAAUGUGGAAAUCUAUGAAGUAAGGGUAUACAAACAGUAGAAACACCUGCUGAAAAUAAUGACCAGAUUUGAUCAACUUAACUGUUAAAAUAAAAUUCUUUAAAAAUGUCAA
Patella vulgata (common limpet) is the source of this 2198-nucleotide messenger RNA. Its product is annotated as ornithine decarboxylase. The transcript has 12 exons. NCBI's taxonomy places the organism in Eukaryota, Metazoa, Mollusca, Gastropoda, Patellidae. Gene Ontology annotation, cellular component: cytoplasm. The coding region runs from base 348 to 1760 and encodes 470 amino acids. Gene Ontology annotation, molecular function: ornithine decarboxylase activity. The record is from RefSeq and is a predicted model, not a curated record.